AUGUCUGGUACCUCAAAUGUAAUCGCUGCUGCUAUUGAUAACGAGAUGCCCGAUUUGAAAGCAAUCAAUGCUAUCAUUUCCGAACUGACGGGUAUGAGUGGACAAUGGCAGGAAUUCCAUGAUUACGAAGGUUAUCCACUUUUAGAUGUAGUCUUUGCAGUCAGAAUUUUUAAAUCAUUAGGUUGUGAAGCAGUAAUUGUAACCAAUGCUGCAGGAGCAGUGAAUCCGAAUUUAAAAGUUGGACAAAUCAUUGCACUUGAUGAUCAUCUCGCAUUACCAUUAUACACUUGGUCCUCUUCUUCCACCCAUGUUUCAGGUCCGACUUAUGAAACAAGAGCAGAAGGAAAAUUUAUAAGAAGUACACGAGCAGAUGUAGUACGAAUGUCUACCAGAAGUAACUGCGUGAAGACAUAUAGGAUUAAGAGUAUCAACUUGAUCACUCAUAAACCGUAUAAAAGUGCAGAAGAGUUUGUGGAAAAUGAAUUAAAGAAUCAAGGAUUGGAUAAAUCAAAUGAUGAAGGUGUUGAACCGGUUUGGAAAGAAGAAACUGCUAAUCAUGGAGGAGUUUUAGAAAUUGGAAAUUUAAAAUCAAAAGAUAGACUUAAGAUUGUUAAAUAUGUUGAUCAAAUGAAGAACCAAGAUCCAUAUCAAAAUUUAAUCACAAGAGUGGCAUUAUACAUCUUACAAUCAGAUGAAAUCAAAAUAAAAGGAUCUGUAGCAUCUAAUUCAAAAGAAUCAUCACCAGAAGAUUUAAAUGUAAUCUUGAUCCCAUCAGCCAAAGUUUUACCUGAAUUUACAAUUGAUGAACAUACACAGGAAGUAGCUUUAGGGUUGAGAGGGACUAUUGAUACUACUGUACCUAUACAAACUUUACCCUGA
Melampsora larici-populina 98AG31 is the source of this 879-nucleotide messenger RNA. RefSeq lists its product as uncharacterized. Gene Ontology annotation, biological process: nucleoside metabolic process. Bases 1 to 879 code for a protein of 292 amino acids. Gene Ontology annotation, cellular component: cytoplasm. The transcript has 12 exons. Gene Ontology annotation, molecular function: purine-nucleoside phosphorylase activity. The record is from RefSeq and is a predicted model, not a curated record. NCBI's taxonomy places the organism in Eukaryota, Fungi, Basidiomycota, Pucciniomycetes, Pucciniales, Melampsoraceae.